CUCUGGCUGACAACUUCCGGUCACUUGUUGCUUGGCAACGCACAACAAAACGUUCGGAUCCUCGAAAGGAGUGCAUAAGAAGUGUGUGUCCCUCUCACCCCUUGUGUGGAUAUUUCCCACCUGUGCGCUGAGGGUUGCUUUGGCCGGGUUCGGAAUGUGCGCCGGCAGGACGAUGGAGGGUGCUGGCUGUGUGACCUGGUGGGGCUUCAGCCCAGCCUUGGACCUCCUCAGCUCAGGUCCGGCGAGGCAGGAGGGGGACGUGAACGUACUGCUGAUUGGCAGCGGAGACCCAAGACACAUCCUGAAAACGGUCGCUCAUCUAGGGGACACCGAUACCCUACAUAUUUGGGUGAUAGAAAACAGUUUGGAGGUGGUCGCACGCCAGCUGUUGCUCCUCUACUUGACUCUCGUGCCUCAGGAGAGCAUGGGGCCACAAGAGAAGACAGAGACGUUUCUGGAACUGUUUGGAAACAGCAAGAUCCGUAGCCAGACUGAGCAGACACUGAGAUGUGUGGCUUCACAGCUUUCGCUCUCGGUCACAGAUACCCUCACUGGUCCCACCAACCCCUGUCUGGACACCACGCACCUCAGGUUUAAGGACCGCGAUGAGCUGGACAGGAUUUUCAAGCAGUGGGUGCAUCCACCUCCCCCACCCCUGUCCAUGUCAAAGGUGUGGGACAAUCGAGUCAGACAGCACCUGGGCACAAGGUACGACUCCAGGCUGGGCUGCUUUGACUGGGAUCUCAACAUGCAGCUGCAUCAGAAGGGAUGCGGGGUCAUCGCCAAGCAUCAGUACGUCGCGUGGCGGGAGCGAGGUGUGGCUUUCGAGAUGCGGGAGGCUCUUUACGAAGCCACCAAUCACAGCCUGCUGUCCCUACGUGUUUUUAAUCACAGGGGAGGCAGAGUAGUGGUUCAAGGAUACUGGGGAGACAUUGUGUCCAGCCCUUAUUUGGCUUUCGGCAUUGAAACAGAGAAUGAGGCUCUGCUCAAGACACAGAAUGGGCAGCACAUGAAGACAGCCCAGGAUAUCUCGUACCACAAUGUCCAGGAGCUACUCAAGGCUGUAUCCAGCAGGGGGUGUGUUCCAGCAUGUGCUCAGCAGGGUGGCACAGCGGAGGACGUCCCACCGGAUGGAGGAGGAGUGGAGCGCACAGGCAGUCCGACAGUCCGGCCACGACCGUCCAGGGAGAAUCGAGAAGUGCCUAACAGUGCGGGAGCUCACAGUACUGAAACUGGGGGUUUGCUCUACAUUCCUCCAAUAUCCUUCUACAGGUGGUCUAUUCGUGGUGCCCAAGCAUUUGAACAUGGAAAGAACAGUACCAGUUUAUUUACCAUUACCGCACUGUGCAUUGUUUUUAUACUCUGCUGUUUUGUAGCGCUUCUGUCACUGAAUGGAGUAAGUGUGACUUUCCUACCUGUGGAAUCACUGUCCAGGCUUCCAGAAAAACCAAAGUAUUCCUAUCUAUUUAACACCAUAUACUGCUCAGCCAGCAUGGUGCACCAGUUGGGCCCGUCGCUGAAACAAAUUGCUGCACCUAAUGCCGUUCUUGUUGUGGAACUGGCUGAGUACCUGUUGGAUCUAUCUAAAGAACAAGUGAUGGGUUUCUCCAAGAAAGUGGAUGACAUUGCUCAAGAGGCAGGAUUCACGCCUUAUGAGGGGAAGAAGAGGAAUGCCUUCUCCACAUUUAUGCUGCAAGAGAAAGAGGAGAAUUGUAGUUCUACGCUAUUCUCAUAGCGCUGCAUCACAUGCUCAGCACUGAAACACCAGUAUCCACCAUAUGAAUGUAGUACUACUUCAAAUAUUUGUAGUGUUUUUCUAUAAAUGUUAUGAAUUACAUGUCAUAGUGUAAACAAAAUGAAGAACAUUCUUUAGUCCAGGGCAGUGGCUGGGUGGAGGGAAUUUGCAGAUGAAGGGACAGCAGGACUGACCUUGGCAUUAAGGCAGUCAGGAGUGAUUGGAAGAACAGCCGGGGCACCGGGGACAGGGUUCCAGGAAGUAGGGUCAUCGGGGCACUCAAGGGCACCCUGAUGAGCAAGGUUGGGACUUUGAGGGACCAGGUCUCAGAUACCAGUGAGGUCAAGCAGAACAAGGUAGUUUUUGCUGAAGGAACAGCAGAGUGAAGGAACACAAGGAGUGACUUAAAAACUGCCAAGAAAGAGCCACCUUGAUUCUGCCACUGCCAUUUAGCAGAAUAGAGUUUGGCAGAUCUGCUUUUUUGUGCUACUUCCACCGGGUUCUUUGUGUGUUGAACUUGGUUACAAGUGGUUUCAGAAUGGCAGCCCUGCCAUUAACUUUCAGCUUUGUACACCUCACAGUCAGAGUUUUUAUUGAGCCUGUGUCGCAGAGGGGCUAAUUCUGCGGUAAUUUUUGAGGCUGUAUUUUUGGGGCUUUUGGCAACUAUUCUGCAACGUAUUCCUCUAUCCCUGUCUGAGAACUUCAACUUUACCAGUGCAGUUUGUCUAUGUUUGCCAUAUGCUGCUGCUAUUUUUGGA
Messenger RNA from Scleropages formosus (Asian bonytongue), 2493 nucleotides. It is a transcript of the gene dnaaf3l, whose product is annotated as dynein axonemal assembly factor 3 like. Lineage: Eukaryota; Metazoa; Chordata; Actinopteri; Osteoglossiformes; Osteoglossidae. The record is from RefSeq and is a predicted model, not a curated record. Gene Ontology annotation, biological process: motile cilium assembly; axonemal dynein complex assembly. The transcript is spliced from 13 exons. The coding region runs from base 155 to 1735 and encodes 526 amino acids.